AUGGCGAAUCAAGUCAUGGUCCCCUUCCUCAUCGCUAUGAUGCUGUUGACAGGCGUCUGCAACACACUGUUGUCAAAGUAUCAGGACCUCCAAUGUGUCGCCAACUGCGAUUCCUCCGACCCUUCCAAGAUCCGCCGCUUCUCCAUGCCCGUAAUCCAAACCGCGCAAAUGUUCAUCGGCGAGGCUGCCUGCUGGCUCGUCGUCCUCGGCCACUACCUCUACAAACGUUACAUAUCACGCCCUUCCUCGCCGCUUUUCGCCGGUGGUUACACGGCCGUUAAUGGACACGAUUCUGGGAUUGAUUCGGACGAAGAGGAUAACAAUGAAGAGCUUGGGAGCUCAUUCUCCGCCCUUGAGGCCGCGAACCCAGUUGCCAAGUCACUAGUACCGAACGCGGAUGGUAGAAGAGAGUUGGUGGGAUGGAGGGUCAUACUACUUGCGCUGCCUGCAUGCUGCGAUAUUGCAGGAACGACGCUGAUGAAUGUGGGAUUGCUCUUCGUGGCUGCUAGUAUAUACCAGAUGACGCGUGGAGCCUUGGUACUUUUUGUCGGGCUCUUCAGUGUCAUCUUUCUCCACCGGAAGCUCUAUUUGUACCAGUGGUCGGCCUUGUUCAUCGUGGUACUCGGCGUAGCUGUUGUCGGACUGGCAGGCGCUAUUGCUCCCAACCCACAAGCGCAGCCGGAACCCAGGUCCACAAUGGAAGCAGUUGUUCUCUUCACCAGAGCGACGGUAGAAGACAUCAAAGUCACAGCAAGAUCGACAGAAGCCCUUUGGACAAUCAUCGGCGUCCUAAUGAUCGCCCUCGCCCAGAUCUUCACCGCCACUCAAUUCGUCCUUGAAGAAUGGAUCCUCGAACAAUACGCCUUGGAACCAUUGAAAGUAGUGGGCUGGGAAGGACUCUUCGGCUUCAUCGUGACAGUAAUAGCCAUGAUAAUUUUACAUUUGGUCGUCGGGCGCACGGAACAAGGACGAAAUGGCUACUUCGAUGCAGAAGAGGGAUGGCGAGAGAUGACACACAAUAAAGCUAUUGCUGUGUCUUCGGUGCUAAUUAUGAUCAGUAUUGGCGGCUUCAAUUUCUUCGGUUUGUCUGUUACGAGAACCGUCAGUGCAACCGCAAGAUCGACAAUUGAUACGUGCCGGACACUGUUUAUCUGGAUCGUCUCGCUGGGAUUGGGUUGGGAGACGUUCAAGUGGCUUCAAAUACUCGGAUUUGCUCUAUUGGUCUACGGUACUUUCCUGUUCAACGACAUCGUCCGCCCGCCUCUGAAGUCAUGCAUCAAGAAGCGUAAAGAGGAGGCGUUGCUAGCAGCGGAACCGAUUGAGCAUUCGUGA
Messenger RNA from Letharia columbiana, 1332 nucleotides. RefSeq lists its product as uncharacterized. Bases 1 to 1332 code for a protein of 443 amino acids. Gene Ontology annotation, biological process: pyrimidine nucleotide-sugar transmembrane transport. The transcript has 2 exons. Gene Ontology annotation, molecular function: pyrimidine nucleotide-sugar transmembrane transporter activity. NCBI's taxonomy places the organism in Eukaryota, Fungi, Ascomycota, Lecanoromycetes, Lecanorales, Parmeliaceae. The record is from RefSeq and is a predicted model, not a curated record. Gene Ontology annotation, cellular component: Golgi membrane; intracellular membrane-bounded organelle.